GUUUUUGUUGACGCACCGGCAGAAGAGUAGUGUUUGGAGUUGUAGCUUCGUUAGCUUUUCACAGAAAUUAUCGGAUUAACGGUGAAAAUGUGCUAAUAACAGAAACAAUAAAGACCUUCUCAUCAAUGGCAUCGCUGUGGUCAAAAAUCUCUGCUAUUCUGCCUUUCAAUGAAGAGCAGUUUCCACUGCAGUUCACCGACAGAGUGGAGUCAAGUGUGCUGGAAAUGCUGAAACGGUGCAGGCGGCAGCUGUACAGUGCCACAACAAGUGCCAGCCAUAUGCUUAAUGCUCAGAUCAUCUUGGAUAUUUCAUGGGAGAGACUCAACACAGGAACAUGGCGCCAGGUGGAUAAAGAGUGGAGGCGUGUUUACUCCUAUGGAUGUCUGUUCAAAGUGGCUGCUUUGUGUCAUGGUAAUCCAUCAGAAGAUGAGGUCCUGCAGGCUGUCAGGACAUGUGACAUGGGUCUACUCAUGGGGGCGGCCAUCAUGGAUAAUAUACUUCAGGUUAUUGUUCAGAUUCUGCAACAGGAAACAAGGAAAUCUGCCAAAGAAGAAGAUGAAAAUGAACAUUCUGAGGCCAAGAGAAUAAAGAUUGCAAGCCCACAUGUUCCUGUGAUCAAAGAAGAGUUGGCGGUUCCCAGGAUAAAGUGUCCUUCGCUGGAAAGCUUCAACACCAACUAUCUGCUCCCCCUCAAACCAGUGAUUUUAGAAGGAAUCACUGACCACUGGCCUGCCUUCAACAAACACCCCUGGAGCAUAGAAUACCUGAGGUCUGUGGCUGGUUGCCGGACUGUUCCUGUUGAGGUGGGGUCCAGGUAUACAGAUGAGGAUUGGUCACAAACGCUGCUUACGGUCAACGAAUUCAUUGACAGAUACAUUCUGAAUAAAGAUGAAGGGAAAGCUUUGGGUUAUCUGGCUCAGCACCAGCUUUUUGAUCAGAUACCGGAGCUAAAGGAAGACAUCUGCCUCCCCGAUUAUUGCUGCCUUGGUGAAGGAGAUGAAGACGAUAUCACUGUGAAUGCGUGGUUUGGGCCCGGAGGCACAGUGUCUCCUCUUCACCAAGACCCUCAACAGAACUUCCUGGCCCAGGUGGUGGGAAGCAAAUAUAUUCGCCUAUAUUCCCCAGAGGACACAGACAAGCUGUACCCUCAUCAAUCACAGCUGCUUCACAAUACCAGUCAGGUGGAGGUGGAGAAUCCAGACACCGAGCGAUUCCCCGAGUUUGCCAAAGCUCCGUAUCUCGAAUGUGUGUUACAGCCUGGAGAUGUGCUGUUCAUCCCUGUCCGACACUGGCAUUAUGUCCGAUCCUUAGAACUCAGCUUCUCUGUCAGCUUCUGGUGGUCAUGAUUGGAAAUUCCUAAUAAAAAAAAUAUAUAUUUUCUGUAGAAUACAAACUGGAA
This is a messenger RNA of Amphiprion ocellaris (clown anemonefish), 1399 nucleotides long. It is a transcript of the gene kdm8, whose product is annotated as lysine (K)-specific demethylase 8. The transcript has 8 exons. Lineage: Eukaryota; Metazoa; Chordata; Actinopteri; Pomacentridae. Gene Ontology annotation, cellular component: nucleus. The record is from RefSeq and is a predicted model, not a curated record. Bases 126 to 1346 code for a protein of 406 amino acids. Gene Ontology annotation, molecular function: histone H3K36 demethylase activity.